AUGGCCAUUGAAAACAUCGUCCCUGCGAGCGGUGGUGGUGCCACCACUGUUCCUCUCCUUAUCAACGGAAAGGAGAUUGCCACGCCGACUGUGUUUCCUGUCGUGUCUCCCGACGUCGGCACGGGCUCCAUCUGGCAGGCCUCGUCGGCGUCGCGCGAGGAUGCCGUGGCCGCUGUCAACGCCGCCCGCGACGCCUUUCCGGCGUGGUCUCGCACGAAGCCCGCCGUUCGACGAAACAUUCUCCUCCGGGCCGCCGAUCUCCUCGAGGCACACGCGGCCGAGUACCAGGCAUACAUGGUGCAGGAAACGGGCUCGGGCGCUGGGUUCGCCGAGUUCAACCUGAUGACGUCGCGCGAGAUCAUCCGCGACUGUGCUGGACGCAUCAGCGGCGCCCUGAGCGGCACGGCGCCCAUCUGCGACGACGCCGACACGCAGGCCCUGGUGGUCAAGGAGCCCUAUGGCGUUAUUCUGGGCAUUGCGCCUUGGAACGCCCCGUAUAUUCUCGGCAUCCGGUCGGUCGUCUACGCGCUGGCGGCGGGCAACACCUGCGUGCUCAAAGGCAGCGAAGUGUCCCCGCGCUGCUUCUGGGCCAUCGGCGCGCUCUUCCGCCAGGCAGGCCUGCCCGACGGCUGCCUGAACGUGCUGUACCACCGCCCGGCCGACGCAGCGGAGGUCACGCGCAGCCUCAUCGAGCACCCGGCCGUGCGAAAGAUCAACUUUACGGGCAGCACGGCGGUCGGCCGCAUCAUUUCGGAACUGGCCGGACGGCAUCUCAAGCCGGUCCUCAUGGAGCUCGGCGGCAAGAACAACGCCAUUGUCUGCGAGGACGCCAACGUGGCCUAUGCUGCGCAGCAGUGCUGCUUGGGCGCGUUUUUGCAUGCCGGUCAAAUAUGCAUGUCCACGGAACGCAUCCUCGUCCACAGGAAUGUCGUCGAGGCUUUCAAGGUGGAGCUGAAAAAGGCCAUCGCCACCAUUUUCAGCGAGGCGGCGCCGGCUCAGCCGCUUGCGCUGCCUGGUGGCUACGACAAGGUCACCAGCCUCGUCCAAGACGCCGUGGCGAAAGGCGCCGGUGUGUUUCACGGGCAAGCGCCGGCCUCUGCGUCGUCGUCCACCUCGUCCCGCACCAUCCACCCCAUUGUCCUCGACGGCGUCACGGACCAAAUGGACAUUUACCAGACCGAGAGCUUUGGCCCCUCCGUGUCGCUGAUUUCCGUCGCUGACGACGACGAGGCCGUCCGCAUUGCCAACGACUCCGACUACGGCCUCAGCGGCGCCGUCUUUACCGAGGACCUGGCCAGGGGCCUGUCCAUUGCGCGCCGGAUCGAGACGGGGGCGGUGCACAUCAACAGCAUGAGCGUGCACGACGAGGCCGGCCUGCCGCACGGCGGCGUGAAGAGCAGCGGAUUCGGCCGGUUCAAUGCAGAUGCCGGGCUCAACGAGUUUCUCAAGACCAAGACGAUUACGUUCCGUCCGAGCAAGUAG
Messenger RNA from Sporothrix brasiliensis 5110, 1482 nucleotides. RefSeq names its product aldehyde dehydrogenase family protein. The record is from RefSeq and is a predicted model, not a curated record. Gene Ontology annotation, molecular function: succinate-semialdehyde dehydrogenase (NAD+) activity. The transcript is spliced from 3 exons. The coding region runs from base 1 to 1482 and encodes 493 amino acids. NCBI's taxonomy places the organism in Eukaryota, Fungi, Ascomycota, Sordariomycetes, Ophiostomatales, Ophiostomataceae.